This is a messenger RNA of Physeter macrocephalus (sperm whale), 6445 nucleotides long. RefSeq names its product transmembrane protein 170B (gene TMEM170B). Lineage: Eukaryota; Metazoa; Chordata; Mammalia; Artiodactyla; Physeteridae. Gene Ontology annotation, biological process: negative regulation of canonical Wnt signaling pathway. Gene Ontology annotation, cellular component: plasma membrane. The transcript is spliced from 4 exons. The record is from RefSeq and is a predicted model, not a curated record. The coding region runs from base 274 to 897 and encodes 207 amino acids.
CGCCGCCGCCGCCGCCGCCUCCGCCUCCUCCUAGUCCCGGGUCUGCUCGUCCUCUCGCGGUGAUGAGCUGAGCCCCGUCGGGGGCUGCACCUGCCGGCUGCCCAUCACCCCGGACCUCCCGGCGUGACCUCGGCCUCCUCGCGUGCCCGGCCCCCGCGGCGCCGAGCUGACCCUGAGAGGGAGCGGUAGCGGCCUCCUCCGACCCGAGUCCUCGCUCGGGGGCCGCGCGGGGAGAGCGCCCGGCCCCCUCCCCUCCCCAGUCCGCCGUCCUCGAUGUCUCCCCGGCGGGGAGGGGGCUGCCUGGGAGACGCGCUGAGCGGCCCCCCCCGGAGGCCCGUCGGCGGCAGCAGCAGCGACCAGCCCGGCGACCCGAAGCCUCCCCCGGCGGCGGCGGCCUGGAGGAGCCGCGCACCCGCCGCCGCCCCCGGAGCCUCGCAGCCGCCGCCGCCGCCGCCGCCCGGCGCCGGAGGAGAGGGCGGCGGGCGCCCCCCAGGGAAGAUGAAGGCGGAGGGGGGUGACCACUCCAUGAUCAACCUGUCGGUGCAGCAGGUCCUGAGCCUCUGGGCCCAUGGGACGGUGCUGAGGAACCUUACGGAGAUGUGGUACUGGAUCUUCCUCUGGGCUCUCUUCUCCUCUCUGUUUGUCCAUGGCGCUGCAGGAGUGUUGAUGUUCGUGAUGCUACAGAGGCAUCGGCAGGGGAGAGUAAUCUCUGUCAUCGCAGUCAGCAUCGGCUUUCUGGCUUCCGUGACUGGAGCAAUGAUUACUAGUGCAGCAGUUGCCGGCAUUUACAGAGUGGCAGGGAAGAACAUGGCCCCCUUGGAAGCACUGGUGUGGGGCGUUGGACAGACCGUACUGACAUUAAUCAUCUCCUUUUCCAGGAUUCUCGCCACACUCUGAGGUUUCUGUGGGCAUGUCUUACUUCACAUAAGGAAGCAGAUGUACAGAUUCUCUGAAAAUGGCAUUGUUAACAAGUGGGAAUGAAAUUGUACAAGAAUGUGGAAGGAGCAGGUCAAAACAUAAGGCCUUGAGCUGUGUGGGAAGAUUGCCCUCUGGUGUUCAAGUGAUUGCACUACCGCACUGCACCUUACGUGCCUCCGUCCCAGGCAAGGCGCAUGACACUACGUGAAGCUACAAGAAAAAGCACCUUGUUUAGCUGCCAAUCAGGUUAACACUGGCGUUGAAUCAUCGUUCUUAACAGUGUUGUGUUAAGUUACAGGGACGUUUUGAAGAAUUGACAUAUGUGCCAAACUCUUUUCUUUUUUUAACAUUGAUCAUGUGAAAUUUGCAAGUGUAGAUGUAGAUGAGUGCUGUGAACAUAUUUGACAUGAAUUCAGGUGGUGUAGUGAGAUUUUUGUUUUGUAAUGCUAAAUCCCGUAUGAGUGCUGAAUACCGAAUCAUUUAAUAUGAGACAAAUUAUUUGAUUUUUAAUGCUGAACGUUUCUGGGAUUUAGGGCUUUCAUAUAAAUUAGGCAUUAUUGUUAUUUACUUUACGUGAAAAAUAAUACUUAAUGGAAAACUGCUGAACUCUUUUAAGGACUCAAAGUAGAUCUAUAGGGUGCAUCCUUUUCACUCACUUAAGUAACACUCUUUUAAUCGUUUCCCUCAUACAUAAACAUUCUCUUGAUAUGAAUUAAAAAACUUUAUGGGUCAUACACAUUGAUUGUAGCUUGUGUGUCACAAAAGUGUAAUUUGAAAAUUUUCUUAUAAAUUUUGUAAGAAAUCUGAAAUGCACGUUGCAUUCUUGACCCUUCUAAGGAAAGUUUUUGCCAUGUAUCUCAUGGAGAAAACAUCUUUACAACUAGUAUCUCAGUGGGAUUACAUUACUUGUUGCAUAUAUCUUGAUUUUUGACAAAACAUAAGCAGUCUUUCAUUCUGGAGUAUUAACUAUAUUUAAAGAGUGGCCUAAAUUAGGCUAUGAAAACAAGAAGCCUCAUUUGUAGAUAAGAAACAUAUAGGAAGAGUGAGUAAUAAACUAUCUUACUUGGGGUAUGUGGUAGCAUCAUAAUUUCUCUAAGUAAAAAUUGGGGAGUAUAGUAAAUAAUUAUAAAAUUUGGCAACAAAUCUCAGCAUAUCAAUACAGUAUUGAAUGCAUAUUUGAGUUAUUCAUUUCAGUUGUUCAGCUCUUGUUUUAUGCUGUUAUUUAAGUUUACUAGAAUCUGUGAUGACAUUUAUUAGAAUGAAAAAAUCCUUAGAGGUUUUAAGAGGUUCUGGCAAUAUGGAAUUGUAUUUAAGAGUACAAGAAGUAAGGGCAACACAAAACCUGGUGGAAUUUGUCUCCUACUGAGAUUUUUUUAAUACCAGGUACAAUUAUAUAUAUGCUAACUCAAAGGAAGAGCCAACUGCAGAAAAUAGGAAGUUAAGGACAAUCCAAAAAAUAAUCUGCAUACUCUAGCCUCACUGUUUUGUAAUCUAAUUUGGAAAAACAUAAGUUUCUAUUAGGUUCCAUUCAAAUAUAAGACCUUUGUUACCCACGGCACCUUUUCUCCACCAAAAAGCUGAAUAGUAUCAACAACUCACCGAUGAGGAGUUGGGGGUAUUUUACCCGUAUGGAAGCCAGUUUGGGGCGGUGGGGGAGUUGAGUAACACUGGCUUGGAAGUUUGUUUUUAAAAAACCCAAGAAGCAACUAUGCAUUCUUAGAGAUCUUUAAAGUAAAUCUAAAAAUUGAUUCUUUUUAUUAUGUUCAAGUCUGAAAUUGUUUUCAUGUGUUCUUUAUAGUCCUGACAUUUUCCUAAAUUAAAUUUAGGCCUAAAUCUUCCAAGUCAAUUUGAUUUUUCCUUUUCUGUUAGACUUGAAUUGUGUUCUUCCUUUACUUUGGUUAUUCUUUAAAUUCUUUAAAUUAUUUGGUCAAUAAUUUAAAGUGUUCAUAUUCUUUGGGAGGAAUUACCAGUAACAUGUUGAAAUGGUUUGAGAUCUAUAGAAAUGAAUAUUUAUUUUAACACAUGGUUAUUUUAUGUUUCAGAAAGUUACCACGGUAAGGUAACAUGGAACACAUGGUUCAGAAUCUGAAAUUAGCCAGAAAAUAACUUGGACACAUUAAGUGUAUGGCUGCAUGGACCAAAGAGAAUGAAACUGCUGUUUCUGCUCUAGAAUGGAAGUAUGAGAAGGUGGAUCCGUUGGUAGAGUGUCCUGCAGUUAUCUCAUUAUCAGGUUGCUUUACGUUAUGAGGCGUGUGUGUGUGGGUGCGUGGGUGUGUGUGUGCUUUUAACUUUGGGGGGAGUUUUUGGUUUCUUUGUUGUUUUUAGUUGCUUCCAUUGGGAUUUUGUGCAACUGUUACUAUUUCGAUGUUUUGAAAUGCAGUUGAUAGUGUGAAUUGAUGAAAUGUCUUAAUAGCUGUUUCUGUGAUGAGAUUUUUAAAAUGUUAUUGGUUUUCCUAUAGAGACAAGAAACAUUUAAUGAUAUAUAUCUACAUACACAUAUAUAUCAUUAUAUACACAUAUAUAUAUAUAAAGCUGCUAUAUAUAUGAAUACAGUCUAAUUGGAAAGCUUUUGUUCAAUGAACGCUUUGACAUUAUCGUGGAGAAUUUGAUACGUUUGCUCAGUUGAAUGAUCUUUUAAAUAGGUUUAAGGAACUUUGAGAUUUUUGAAUUUGGGGAAAGUUUUCUUGGUUAAUAGUGCUAGAGAUCCUUGUUUGUGAUGUGACAAAAGCCCUUAUUGAUGUAUUUGGGUUAAAUCUUCUUAAAAUUUACAUGUGAUUUAGCAGUAAAUUUUCUUUGUGAAAAAUGAAGGAGGGAAGGGGAAAAUCCUCUGCAGUUUCCACUUCGUUAUUUUAAAAAAUGCUUAAUAAAAUAUUGCUGACAGUGAAAUCAGUUCCUCAGAGAAGAGACUCCUGUAUGCCCAAACUAAUUAUUCAUUAGUUAACACAGGGAGUUAACAUAAGGAGAGUCCUAAAUGGUGGCCAUAUUCAGUGUUUGCAGGUUAAUUAUUCUUACUUUUUUUUUUUUUCUGGUGGUACACGGGCCUCUCACCGCUGUGGCCUCUCCCGUUGCGGAGCACAGGCUCCGGACCCGCAGGCUCAGCGGCCAUGGCCCACAGGCCCAGCCGCUCCGCGGCACGUGGGAUUCUCCCAGACUGGGGCACGAACCCGCGCCCCCUGCAUCGGCAGGCGGACUCCCAACCACUGCGCCACCAGGGAAGCCCUAUUCUUACUUUAGAUCUUAGUGUUUACUGAACAGUGUUAUAGUUUGUAACCCAAUGUACUUUCUUAGUAUUUGCAGCAUACAUUUCUACUGCCCCCCCCAAAAUGUGAGGGUUUUGUUUGUACUUUAAGUGAGAAAUAAAGAAAUGAGCUGCCCUGUGUAUCAUAUAUUUGUGAUGUAAGGAACAGGAGUAGUUUUUAAAAUGUUCUUGGAAAACAUCUUUAGACAAAACCUCUGAUUAAGAUGAGGAGAGUGGGGCUGCCACGUCAAUGUGCCCAAGCUGGCACUUACACGCCAACAAAUUCAAUUUUGUAAACAUUUUUGGUGGAUCUACUAUGUACAAAGUGCUGAACCUGGUAUUUUCUGUAGGAAGUACAAGGAUGACCAAGAUGGGGUUCCCGCCCUUGAGUCCCCAAGAGCUACCAAGAUGAUUUAAAUCCUCAAACAGUUGGGAGAAUAUCUUGCUUCUAGCUGAGAGCUUAAGUCCUGUUUUUUCCCCCAAUUCUGAUUUUUCUCAGUUUAUUAACCAAAUGGAAUACCGUGACAUAGAUUUGAAUCCAGGCCCUCCCACUUGUUGACUUUUUGUUUAUGAUGGCGAAGCAGUACAGUCAACUCUCCAUAUCUGCGGUUCCGCAUAAAGGGAUUCAACCAACCUUGGAUUGAAAUAUUCAGAAAAAAUUUCCAGAAAGUUCCAAAAAGCAAAACGUAAAUUUGCCCCACACAGGCAACUAUUCACAUAGCAUUUACACUGUUUACACCAUUUACAUAGCAUUUACAUUGUAUAAGGUAUUAUAAGUAAUCAAUAGAUGAUUUAAAGUAUAUGGGAGAAUAUGCAUAGGUUAUAUGCAAAUACUAACACCAUUUUCUAUAAUGGCCAUUUUCUAUAAGCAUCCUCGAAUUUUGGUAUCCAUGCGGGUCCUGGAAUCAAUCCGCUAUGGAUAUUAAGAGACGACUCAGUAUUUAACAGUAAAUGAUCAAUAGUCAUUAUAAUUUUUUUUUAAAUACACUUUGCAAUACCAAUUGAAUAUAUUGUUUUGUAAGAUUCAACUGUUUUCUUCCAUUUCUACAUUUUCCCUACAUAUAUUUUACAACGGAAACUAAAAAAAUUCUCUUAUAAUGUUGCUUCUCCUCUCCACCUCUUUAUUUUUUAAAUCAGCAGAUAGUUUUCUAAGAGCACUUUUGGGAAUUGGUGGCGAUGGAAAUGUUAAAUGUUAAAACAGGAAAAGGGAGAAGUAGCCGGGAUUUAGCCCUUACCUUAUCCUGCUUGCUUCUUUUGGAUUUACUCAGCCAAUAUUCAUUGAAUCUCCACUACAUGCAACUUACUCUCCUUGCUUUCGGGGUGGAGAGGUGUCCCCUCCCUCUGUGUACCUCUCGCCGCCCCAGCCUGUGGCUUCACCGUGCGGGGCGAGAACAGAACUGGGCUGCGGUGUCUGCCACGUCCCUCCUUCCGUGGACCAAAGAAACACUUAACGUACUGUGAAGCUUAAAGACAGGAAGAAGAAACCUUGGAGGGGUAACGCAUAAAAACAAAGGCGUAUGUGAUGAAGUAUCCUACAUUAUGUGAACACGGUUUUCCCCCUUCUGUUAAGACUAUAAACCACACUGUAUGAGUAUGUGUACUGCAUGUUUACAUAAUACAGUUUAAUUUUGAAGGGUUAUUUAAAAAGUAUGUUUAUUUAUAAUACCUAACAAGCUGUAAAUAUUGUAUACUAUUGAUUUUUAAUUUUAUAUAAGCAAUUUUUUAUUUCCAAUUCAUGUACAAAUCUCAUUGUGUAUAUAGCGUAAUUUCCUGGAUAACACAAAUUUUGCAGUGAAUUUUAAUUAUUUUAAUUGUGGUAAGCAUAGAAAUGUUGAUCUUUAUUUUAAAUUAUUUUUCACCACUCAUUUCCUUCAAAGGGCAGCAAUAAAUAUAUGCAAGUUAUUUUUGAUUAUACAGAGUUGGUCUGCAAAGACAAGAUCUAGAUUCCAAUUCAUUGCUUUAAAGAAAAGAUGCACAAUUAACCUCAUCCACUGUCUAAUCUCAGGACCAUUUCUGAGGUCCACAUGUGUCUCUCCUCUUUGUAAUAUACAGGGUGAACUCUUUACUGAUACACACAAAACAACUGUUAAAAGUGAAUCCAGCACUUAAAUGUCAUUACACAGAAUUUAUUGGAUUAAAAAUUUGUAUUAUACAGUAUUUUAAUAAAGUUUCUGUAUUCAGUUUCAUGCGCUUAUAUAUAAAUAAACCUGUCUUCAAAAGCUUUAUGGGGUGUUUGAUUCUUUACGACAUAUCUUUUUAACUCAUUCACUGUAGACUCGAGUGUUUCCU